UUGAAAUCGUUUUUAUAAUUCAAUAAUAUACUUAAGCAUUUCUCAUUUAAAUAAAUUUUAUAUUAUAUAUCUUCUAGUUAAAUAUGAUAGGCGAGUCAAGAUCAGAGUUUAGACUUAAGAAUCCGCCAGAAGAUGGAAUAUCGUCUGUAAAAUUUGGACCUAAUUCAUCUCAAUUUUUGUUAGUAUCAUCUUGGGACUGUUCAGUUCGACUUUAUGAUGUUCAGGCGAAUAGCAUGCGCACAAAAUAUACACACGAUCGGCCAGUAUUGGAUGUUAGCUUCCAGGAUGCAGUUCAUUCAUUUAGUGGGGGUCUUGAUAACAAGUUAAAAAUGUAUGAUUUGAAUAGUAACUCAGAAAGUGUCCUAGGCUCACACGAUAAUGCAAUACGUUGUGUUGAGUAUUCUAAUGAAGUUAAUGUAGUUUUAUCUGGUGGUUGGGAUGGUAACGUUAAGAUGUGGGAUACUAGAUCAUCUCAAUGUGUUGGUACUCUCCUCCAACCAGACAAAGUUUUUACCAUGAGUAAUGUAGGUGAAAAACUUGUAGUUGGUACUGCCGGGCGGAAAGUAUUUGUUUGGGAUUUAAGAAACACUGCAUAUAUAAUGCAAAGAAGAGAAUCAAAUUUAAAAUUUCAAACAAGAUGUAUACGUUGUUCACCAAAUAAACAAGGAUAUGUGUUAAGUAGUAUUGAGGGAAGAGUAGCUGUAGAAUAUUUUGAUACAGCUCCAGAAAUUCAAAAGAAAAAAUAUGCUUUUAAAUGUCACAGAAUUAAAGAUAAUGAUAUUGAAUGCAUUUACCCUGUAAAUGCUAUCAGUUUUCAUCAAGUAUUUAAUACAUUUGCCACGGGUGGUUCAGAUGGAUAUGUGAAUAUUUGGGAUGGUUUUAAUAAAAAAAGAUUGUGCCAAUUUCAUCGUUAUAAUACAGGAAUCACAUCUCUGUGCUUUAGUCACGAUGGUUCAUCUUUAGCUAUUGGCAGUUCUUAUAUGUAUGAACAAGACACACAUCCAGAUCCUAUACCUGAAAACAAUGUUUAUAUUAGGUAUGUUACUGAUCAAGAAACUAAACCUAAAUAACUGAAUUAUAUAAAUAUAUUUUUUUAUAUACAAUAGUUUUGUGCAUUUGUAAUUUAUUAUAAAUAAAUUUA
Molecule: messenger RNA, 1141 nt
Organism: Melanaphis sacchari
Lineage: Eukaryota; Metazoa; Arthropoda; Insecta; Hemiptera; Aphididae
Gene: Bub3
Product: mitotic checkpoint protein BUB3
Exons: 6
Coding region: 84-1070 (328 amino acids)
Biological process (GO): mitotic spindle assembly checkpoint signaling
Cellular component (GO): bub1-bub3 complex; mitotic checkpoint complex; kinetochore
Molecular function (GO): ubiquitin binding
Source: RefSeq, a predicted model, not a curated record